AUGUGUCAUCAGAAUCCCUGCUGGACUGAAUCCUUGCCCAUUGUCCUUCUCGGCAUGCGGACAUCACUGAAGGAAAAUAUCGAAGCAUCGAGCGCUGAGCUUACUUAUGGCACAACUCUUCGUCUUCCAGGAGAAUUUUUCGCAUCAAGCUCAAGCAAGUCGCCUUCCGCCGAAUAUCUUGUUGACUUGAAAGCAGCUAUGGCAAAAUUGCGACCAACGCCAACAAGCAAUCAUUCGAAACAAGCGACCUUCAUUCAAAAGGAAUUGGCCACAUGUACCCACGUAUUUGUCCGAGUUGGAGCAAUCAAACCGCCACUAACACCGCCUUACGAUGGACCAUUCAAAGUGUUGCGCCGAAAGAAGAAAGUUUUCAUCGUGGACAUCAAUGGUCGAAAGCAGCCAAUUUCUAUCGACCGUUUAAAAGCUGCACACAUGCAAGCCAACGAACCAACAGUGAAACCACCCGAUCCCGGUGAAAGAUCAUCUGAUGCUAAGGACGAACAGGAACAACCCAAGUACCGAACCAGUCAGUCCAGUCGAGAACCUUCUCGAAACAAACACACGCAGGCAGCAAUAACAAUAACAACAGCCACGCAACUGACGCCAGCAGACAAUAGCCGGCAAACCAACAAUAGCAACAACAAACGAUAG
This is a messenger RNA of Uranotaenia lowii, 651 nucleotides long. RefSeq lists its product as uncharacterized. The transcript is spliced from 2 exons. The record is from RefSeq and is a predicted model, not a curated record. The coding region runs from base 1 to 651 and encodes 216 amino acids. Lineage: Eukaryota; Metazoa; Arthropoda; Insecta; Diptera; Culicidae.